AUGGUCUCAUCAACACGCCACCCCCUUGCUCACACAAACGUUUGGUGCAUAGCAGCAGGCAAACACACAUCAGGGCUCUCAUCGGUGACUGCUGUAGGUGCUGGGCGUGAACUGGGGGGCUCGAUCGAGAGAGGCAGACACAUUGUCUUCACCCCGCACUGCUGCUGCUGUGAACUGAACAUGGCGGGUGUCCACAUGGCAUAGCUCUAGCGAUAUCACUGUCCGCCCGCGGCCGAGGCAGCACACCCCGCCCGCGAGGCAUGGCACCUCCUAACGUUCCACUUUAAACGUUUCCAAAUCUCUGUUCCAAAUUUUGGGCCAACAGCAAGAUUCUUGGGAAGGUCCCAAAAGAAAACUCCCUCUUCAUGAGACGCAGCGCCAGCAGCUCUCACUCCACGAUUGCCUCCAACAGACACCACACCCCACAGAGGACAACGAAACAUGGACAACAGCAUGGAGGCUACAACGACCCAGCGUGGUAGGCAAACCAAAACCCCGGCAAAAUUCAGUCAAAACGGCUCGCUUGGAGCCGCCGUAGGCGGUGGAGGCUUGCUGCCCAGCAGCCAGAAGCUUCUACCCGGAAUUACAGGAGGCGCUGCCGCCACCAACACUCAGAGCGAGGGUGGAGCUGGCCGCCCCCGUAAGGUGGCGGCCACUGCUGUUCCUGCCUCCUCGGAAAAUGGAAAGAAGACAAGAGUCCAGGAGAUGGCGGUCGUGAUGCAGGACCCCGCUUUUGCUGACGGCGACGAUGAACAAGCGCGAGGCAGCGACGACAGCAUCGAUGUUGGGAGCGCCAGCGAGGAUGACUCGUUCACCAUGGAUCCGGAUGGCGACCUCGAGAUGGGCAGGGGGAGCGGUGGCGGCAGCUCGAGGGAAAGCGUUGGCGGCAGCUCGAGGGGAAGCGAUAUCGGAUGCUCCAGGGGAAGUGGCAGCUACGUCGCGUCGGCAGGGGCACCGGGGUCGGCGAAGACCCUCCAGGCGCUGCAGAAGUCUAUCGACCGCAACCGCACCAAAAGGGAUGAGAAGUGGCCGGCGAGCCUGCUGAGAGAGGCGUGCUCGUUGCGGAAAAUCAUGGGCUCCUCCAAGGAGAAGGACACCGAGAAGAUGGCUAGCAGGUUGACGCAAGUCGACCGCCUGAUGGAGGGGAGCAGCCCUUUCUUCGCGGAUCUGGACGACAAGGCCUGAG
Ectocarpus sp. CCAP 1310/34 is the source of this 1186-nucleotide messenger RNA. The record is from the annotation of a GenBank genome assembly. Lineage: Eukaryota; Phaeophyceae; Ectocarpales; Ectocarpaceae.